UUCUGUUUAUUCCAAGCAUUAAAAGUCACUACUUAUAAAGUUUUGAGUUUCUUUUUGUUGUCAGGAAUUAAAACUCCUGAUUCGCUACGAAAAGAUUUGGAAACUGCUUUAAAGAAAAAAGAUGUAAACUUUUUGGAACAAGCAAUAAAUGAAUGCAAAAGUAGUGGUUUUGCAGAACUUGAUUCUCAUAUAGACGCUGCUCAAGAAACAUUGGAGAACUUGAAAAAUAACCUGAGAGGAAAUACUCUCAAAAACCUGCAAAGUCAAAUUCGCACGGCGAUAAAACACAAGAAUAAACCAAGAUUAGAAAGACUUGUAGACGAGUGUGAAUCAUCAGGAUACGAAGAGCUACAACCAGACAUUUUUAUUGCAAAGGAAAUUUUGGAAGAGCUUGGAAACACGCGUGAAGGAGCGAAAUCUCCGGAUCUCUUUCACGACCGGCUCAAAUCAUCAUUAAAAUAUCAAAAUAAGCCAAGAAUGGAGAACGUGAUAUCUGAAAUGGAAGGAGCCAAAUAUCCCGAGUUAUUUAACCAACUUCAUGAAGCUAGAGCAUUUCUGGAUGCAUUAUCAGAGGGUGAUAAAGGAUUAUCGGUUGAAUAUUUGCGUGAAGCCUUGAAGAAAGCAAUGAGAAAAAAAGAUAAAGAAAGUCUAGAAGAAACCAUUGAAAAAUGCGUAGAGUUCAAUUAUCCAGAGUUAGAAUCUGAAAUACACCAUGCUAGAGAUAUUUUGGAACUUAUGCGCACUGGCCGAGCAGGUUCUAAAUCACCAUUUGCUUUGCGGGAACAACUGAAUAAAGCAAUAGAUCAAAAUGACAUUGCUGCUUUACAGAAAACUAUUGAAGAGUGUGAAGAAACCGGAUAUGCCGAACUUGGAUACGACUUGAGUCGAGCGAGAGAUAAAUUGCAUAGUUUAGGAUGUGGUAAAGGAGGUACACAAAUACCCGAUUCGUUUCGUGAAAAACUAAAAUCCGCAAUGAAGUUAAAUGAGAAGCAAAAACUAGAAAAAGUGAUUAACGAAUGUGUAGCUGCAGGAUUUUCGGAACUUCAAACAGAUAUCCAUGAAGCAAGGGAUAUGUUUUAUGUUCUUGGUGGAGGUGUUGGAGGUAUUGAGACUCCCCAGAAAUUACGCGAAAGAUUGAACUCAGCAAUAGAAAAGAAAAAUGUUGAAAAUCUUAAAAGUGCUAUUGCAGAAUGCGAACAGAUUGGUUAUCCAGAACUUGGAGCGGAAUUGUCUAAGGCUCGUGAUACGUUGGAAAGCUUAGGUGGUGGCCGAGGAGGAAUCAAAUCCCCUGAUGAAUUACGUAAGAAAUUAAUGGCAGCAAGAAACAAUGACGAUAAGUCAGAGCUUGAACGAAUUAUUCUUGAAUGCGCUGCAGCUGGAAUGCACGAAUUAGAUGCUGAUAUACAGGAAGCAAGAGAUAGCUUAUAUAUGUCAGGAGCAGCACUGCAAGGCCAGAAUUAUGUUGAAGCAUUACGUGAUCGCCUGCAAACUGCAAUUAGAGACCAGGAUAAGAGAGGAUUGGAAACUUUAAUCUAUGAAAGUGAAAAUGCUUGUUUACCAGAACUUAGUUUUGAGGUUCACAAAGCCAGAGAAAUGCUUGAAAAAUUAGGAGGUGGUUCAGGAGGAUAUUUAUCUCUUGACAUCCUUCGUAAGAAGCUUAAGACGGCUAGAGAAAGAAAAGAUAUUGAUGACCUAAGAAACGUUAUAAAUGAAUGUGUAGCAGCUGGCAUGCCGAAGUUAAGUCCCGACAUCAUCGAGGCCAGAAACAGUUUAGAUAUUCUCUGUGGGGGAACAGGAAAGAAGAAACCCUCCGAAAUUUUACAUGAUGAGCUAACGAAAGCAAUAUCAAGUAAAAAUAUAGGCAACCUGAAUAAAGCUAUUGAUGAGUGUGAGGCUGCCGGUUAUCUUGAAUUAAGCCACGAUUUAAAGAAAGCUAGAGCUACACUGGAAACGCUUGGUGGAGGUUAUGGAGGUUCCAAGACAUCAGAUAUUUACCGGAACAAAAUAAGAACUGCAAUUAAAGAAAAAGAUAAAUCGGAAUUGGAAAAAACCAUUAACUCUAGCAUAGCUUUAGGCAUGUCAGAGUUGGAUUCUGAAAUACUCCAAGCGAAAAAAGCAUUAAAGCAUUUGAAACAGGACUUUAAAGAACGUAAACCCGUUGAAAUUCUUAGAAGUGAAUUACAAGACGCUACGAGAAGCAAAGACAAAUCAAAUUUGGCAAAGCUUAUUGAUGAAUGUGAAAUAGCUGAAUAUCCUGAAUUAAGCAUCGAUCUAUGUAAAGCAAGAGAUGUCUUAGAAAGCUUAGGUGGUGGUCGUGGAGGAUCCAAAACAUCUGCCACUCUUCGAGAGAAAAUUAAGACAGCUGAGAAAAGAAAAGAUAUUGUUGGUCUAGAGAAAUGUAUAAACGAAUGUUUAUCGGCUGGCAUGUCCGAUUUGGAUUCUGAUAUCAGUCGUGCUAGAGAUAGUUUACAUGUUCUACGUGGGGGAUCAGGAACGGCGAAGAGCACUCAAGAUUUACUGGGCAAAUUGUCGAAAGCAAUUUUAAGUAAAAAUAAAGAGAGUUUAAGCAAAGCUAUUGAAGAGUGUGAAAAUACUGGUUACCUUGAAUUGAGCCCCUACCUGAAAAAUGCAAGAGAUACAUUAGAAAGUCUUGGUGGAGGCCGUGGAGGCUUUAAGACACCGGAAAUAUUGCGCCAAAAACUUCAAAGAGCCAGGAAUCAGGAUGAUAAACAACAUUUGGAAAAAGUAUUAAAUGAGUGCAUUGCUGCUGGUAUGCCAGAACUGGACAAUGAUAUUGAGUUAGCUAGGAAUGAUCUCAGUUACAUAGGAUAUGUUGUUAGAGGAGCAAAAACCCCUGAAACUUUACGCGAUGAAAUAAAAUCUGCGGUUAGACUGAAAGAUAAAAAUGCUCUGAGAAGGCUCAUUGAUGAAUCAGAGAAAUGUGCAUAUCCAGAGGUUGCCGGUGAUCUACGAAGAGCUAGAGAUACACUGCAAAGUCUCGGAGGAGGUCGUGGAGGAAGUCUAACUCCAGAUGACCUUCGUAAGAUUUUACAGAAUGCUGUUGCACAAAAAGAUAAACCUGUAAUACAAAGGGCAAUUAGUAAAUGCAUUGCAGUUGGUAUGCCAGAACUUGACAAUGAUAUUCUUCAAGCUAGAAAAACGUUGGAUAUACUCAAAGGAACUUCGGGAGAUUUUAAACCACCCGAUGUUUUACGAGAUAAGUUAAAGAUGGCAAUGAGGCAGAAGAACAUUCCUGCCUUGCAGAAAGCAAUACAUGAAUGCGAAGCGGCUGAGUAUCCGGAGAUUGGGACUGACCUCCGAAAAGCCAGAGAAACUUUAGAAAGCCUAGGAGGUGGUCGUGGAGGAAGUAAGUCACCUGAUUUGUUACGUGAGAAACUGAAGCUGGCAAUGAGAAAGAACGAUCAAGAUUUAAUUAUGGACAGUAUUAAUGAGUGCAUAGCAUCUGGUUUUCCCGAAUUAGACGCUGAUGUACAGAAAGCGCGUGAUACUGUGGGAUAUUAUCAGGAAACUGAGGAUCAUAAGUCACCCGAAAAAUUACGAGACGAGUUAAAUGCAGCAAUGCGGCAGAAGGACAGAUCAAGUUUAGAACGUUCUAUAUCUGAAUGUGAAGAAGCUGGAUAUCCUGAGAUCAGUUCAGAUUUGAGCGAAGCUCGAAAUGCACUGGAGAGUUUAGGUGGAGGUCGUGGAGGACUAAAAAAUCCUGACAGUUUACGUGGCAAACUGAAGAUGGCAGUAAGAUGGAAAGAUAGACCUCAUUUGGAAAGCGUUAUAAAUGAAUGUGUAGCAUCGGGUUUUCCAGAACUGGAAACAGAAGUACACGAAGCUAGAGAUGUACUUGAUCUACUUGAAGGAGGAGUUGGAGGUAAAAUGUCACCGAAAGCUUUACGUGAUAAACUCAAACAAGCAGUCAACUGGAAAGAUAGAUUACAUUUGGAGAAAGCCAUUGAUGAAUGCGAAGGUGCUGGUUACCCUGAACUGGGUAGCGACCUUCGUAGGGCUCGAACAACUUUGCAAAGCAUAGGAGGUGGCCUCGGAGGACAUAAAACCCCAGAAGGUUUGCGUGAAAAAUUGCAGUCUGCAAUGUUACAGAAAAACAGGCCGACUCUGGAAAGAAUUAUUAAUGAAUGUGUUGCCUCUGGAUUUCCUGAAUUGGAUUCUGAUAUAAGCCGAGCUAGGGACAUCUUGAAAAAGUUAGGUGGUGGUCGUAGAGCCUACAUGACUCCCGAUGCAUUGAGAAGUCGGUUAAAAAUGGCCAUCGACGAAAAAGACCAAGGCAAAUUAGAAGCUGUUAUUAUUGAUUGUGAGGAAGCUGUCUAUCCAGAACUAGGGUUGGAACUUCGAAAAGCUAGAGAUACUUUGACGAGUUUGGGCGGUGGACGAGGAGGAGUAAAAAAUGCAGAAGUCAUUGCGGAUAAGAUGAAGCGAGCUAUUAGACGAAAAGACAGACUAAGUUUGGAAAGAAUUAUAAACGAGGCAAUUGCAGCAGGAUUACCAGAAUUAGACUCAGAAAUUGAAAAUGCUCAACAAAUUUUGGGUAACCUGGACAAUACCACAAAAGAUUCUAAAUCUCCUGACGCACUACGUGCCUGGCUGAAAGACGCUUCUAGACAGAAAGACGUUCAAGAAUUGGUAAAAGCUAUUAAUAAGAGUGAAAAGGCCAAGUUUCCUGAGAUUUCUUUUACUCUUCGUAAAGCCAGGCGUGUUCUGCAAAGUUUAGGUGGACAUAGUGAAGAUGCUAAGACUACAGAGAACCUUUUGGAAAAACUAAGAAAUGCAAUUAAAGAGAAAGAUGUCGUAAAGUUAGAAAAAACAAUUAAUGACUGCGUGUCAGCUGGUAUACCAGAACUUGAUUCAGAUAUACAAGAAGCCCGAGACUUUCUCAUCAUAUUACAAGGUGGUGCAGGAGGUUUCAAAAGCCCUCAUAUAUUGCGAGAAGAAAUGAAGCAAGCACGUCAAAAACAAGACAAAGAAGCUUUAGAAAUAGUGAUUAAGGAAUGUGAAGCUGCCGGAUACCCGGAACUAAGCUUCGACCUGCAAAAAACAAAAUACACGUUACGGUCUGUUACUGGUGGUCGUGAAGUCCUUGCUAGCGCUGAAGUUCUGAAGGAGGAAAUAGAAUCAGCUGUUGCACAGAAAUCUCGUUCACGUUUAGAGAGAUUAAUUGAAGAAUGCGAAUCUGUUGGCUAUCCUGAACUUAGUAACCAUCUACGUCGUGCACGCGACACCUUGGAAAAUUUAGGAGGCGGUAGAGGAGGGAGUAAAUCAGCUAGUGAGCUUCUUGAAAAAUUAAAAAGUGCCAUUGAAGGAAAAAAUGUAUUAGCUUUAGAUAAAGUUCUAUGCGAAAGUGUGUCUGCUGGAAUGCCAGAACUCGAUUUCGAAAUCCAACAUGCCCGGAACAUAUUAAAUAUUCUAGAUGGUGGAUCUGGAGAUCUUAAAUCAGUAGAUGAUUUACGAACCGAACUAGAUAAUGCUAUAAAAGAUAUGGAUAUACCACAAUUGGAGAAAGUUAUCAAAGAAUGCGAAGAUGCAGGAUUUCCGGAAAUUGGUUACGACCUAUGUCGUGCAAGAAACACUUUGAAGAGUUUAGGGGGCGGUUACGGAGGCAGUAAAACAGUUGAAACUUUAUCGCAAAGACUUGCUGUCGCGGUAAAAGAAUGCAACCCGGAAAAAAUACAGAAAGCUAUAAACGAAUGUUUGGCAUCAGGUUUCCCGGAACUUGAAGCCGAUGUGAAAAAGGCCAGAAAAUUCCUCCGAAGUCCUCAGUUUUAUGACGCAGAAACUCUACGGACCAAACUAGUUACAGCAAUGAAACAAAAAGAACAUGGAGAACUAGCUAAAGCUAUUAGGGAAUGUGAGAAAGCCGAGUAUCCUGAACUAAACAGAGAUCUUCGAAAAGCUAGAGACUUACUUAAAUCCCUUGGUGGCGGUCUCGGAGGAACAAAGACACCUGAUUGUUUAAUAGAAAAACUGAAAUCAGCUCGAGCAAAGAAGGAUAGAGAUUUAAUUAAAAAGACGAUAAAUGAAUGUGUAUCGGCUGGAAUGUCGGAACUGGACAAUGAAAUACAACUUAGUCGUGAAACUCUCGAUAUUAUGGAAGGUGGCACAGGAGCUACAAAAGCUCCUGAUGUAUUGGUCAGUCAACUGAAAAGUGCUACAAGACAAAAAGAUAAGACAGCUCUAGCAAAAAUUAUCAUUGAAUGCGAAGAAGCAGGUUAUCCAGAGAUUGCCAAUGAUCUUUGGAAAGCUAGAGAAACUCUCCAUAGUAUUUGUGGAGAAUAUGGAGGGAGUCAAACUCCUCAACUGCUUGCUGCUAAAUUGAAGAGAGCUACUCGAACUAAAGACAAAUAUGCUUUAGAGAAAGCUAUCAAUGAGUGUGUGGCUUCCGGAUUUCCUGAACUGAAACUUGAAAUAGCAAAAGCAAGAAAUUUCCUUUUCAAUCUUGAAGAUGAUGGUAGAGGAAGAAAUCACCGGGAUAUUUUGCGGGACAUGUUAUUGAUGUCUAUGAAAAGAAAGAGUCCACCAGAAUUAAAGAAAGCAAUUGAAGAAUGUGAAGAAGCAGAAUAUCCAGAGCUCAAUGAAGAGCUACGAAAAGCUCGAGAUCUUCUGGAGAACUUGAGUGGUAGUAGUGGAGGAACAAAGACACCGAGAACCCUACUUAACAGACUCAUAAAAGCCAUGGAAAUGAGAGAUAAAGAUGCUUUGGAAAAAAUUAUAAACGAAUGUGUUGCCUCAGGAUUUCCUCAACUGGAUGCAGAUAUACAACAAGCCAGAAAUAUUUUGGAUGUUCUUGAGUUUGGUUCCGGAGAGACUAUUCCGUCUCAAACUUUGCGCAGUCAGUUAGAAACGGCUAUGGAAGAGAAUGACAAAGAUAAACUAGAGAAAGUUAUCCAAGACUGUGAAAAUGUACUCUAUCCUGAAUUAAGUCUUCCACUGAGUGAUGCUCGUGAUAUGCUGGAAAUAAUGACAGGAAGCCGUGGAGGAUCCAAGACACCAGAAGCUCUUCUUGAUAAACUUAAGAAGGCUGUUUGGCGUAAAGACAGAAAGAAAAUAGAGAAACGAAUCAAUGAGUGUGUUGCAGCAGGGUUUCCCGAAUUAGAUCAUGAAAUUCAGAAAGCUCGAGAAUUAUUGGAAGAAUUAGGUGAAAGCUAUGAAGGAACAAAAUUGUCCAAUGCACUUCGUGACAAACUGAAAUCUGCCAUGAGACGCAAAGACAAAGCUGCUUUGGAAAAUGCUAUAAUGGAAUGUGAAGUAGCUGCUUAUCCAGAACUCAGUUUUUACUUACGUCGGGCUCGCGAGGUUCUGGAAAGUUUGAGUGGAAGCACUGGAGGGAUAAAAACAUUUCCAAUACUCCUUGACAAACUGAAGAGAGCAAUAAUGAGAAAAGACAGGGCAAUUUUGGAACGUGUUAUUAAUGAAUGUGUGGCAGCUGGGAUGCCUGAACUUGAUCCUUGUAUUCAGGAAGCACGGGAAUUGCUUUCUACUUUGAAAGGAGCGUCUGGAGCUAUUAAAAGUUCUGGCGUGUUACGAGAACAACUGAUAACAGCCACCAAAGAGAAAAAUAGAGGAAAAUUACUUGCUGCUAUCGAAGAAUGCGAAGAUGCUGAAUUUCUAGAAUUAAGUGCAUAUUUGCGAAAAGCCAGGGAAACAUUGGAAAUGAUGGGUGGUGGUGCAGGAGGAUACAAAACUGCCGAUACCCUGCGAGAAAAGAUAGAAAAUGCAAUAGCAUUAAAAGAUAGGUCGAUUCUGGAACAAGUUAUCAAUGAAUGUAUAUCAUCUGGCUUCUCCGGAUUGGAUGCUGAUAUACAAACAGCCAGAGAUCUCUUACACACUUUAGAAUUUCAGGAUGAAGACAUAGAAGAAGAUGUUAAGUCUCCCGAAUCAUUACGCUAUGAACUUGAAACUGCGAUGGAGCAAAAAGAUAUGGGCAGUUUAUUACAGGCCAUAACUGAAAGCGAAAUUAGCGGAUAUCCUGAAUUAUCGAGUACUUUACGUCAAGCUAGAGAUGUUUUAGAAAGCAUCGGUGGUGGACGAGGAAUGAAAUCUCCUGAAAUUCUGCGCGAAAAAUUGAAAGACACCCUCAGUAAAGGAGACAAGUCUACCAUAGAAAAUGUGAUUGUUGAAUGCGUCGCUCACGGUAUGCCAGAACUGGAUUCCGAUAUACAUAAAGCAAGAGAAAAGUUAGAAAAAAUACGUGAUAUAUCAAGAGGACCAAGUCUUCCCACUCCUGACGCAUUACGUGAAGAACUCAAGAAAGCGACAAGACAAAAAGAUAAGCGAGCUUUGGAAAAUAUUAUUGAUGUUUGCGAGACUACCGGAUACCCUGAACUUGGGCCAGACCUUUGCAGAGCUAGAAAUACAUUGCAACAGAUUGGAGGUGGUCGAGGAGGAUCACUGUCUCCAGACAUAAUAAAACGAAAAUUAAAAGAUGCCAUGAAUGAAAAAGAUAAACGAAAUCUAGAUCGAAUUAUUAAUGAAUGUACUGCAGCAGGUUUGCCAGAGCUAGAAAAUGAUUUACAAAAAGCCAGAAGAUUGUCAAACAUCCUUGGAGGUGGUACUGGAGAUGUUAAGUCUCCGAACGAACUACAUGAUCAGCUGAAUAUGGCGAUUAGGAAGAAAGAUGUCGAUACAUUGAAUAAAGCAAUAAUGGAAUGUGAAGCCGCUGGCUAUCCAGAGCUUGAUGCUGACAUCCGCAAAGCCAGAGUUGCACUGAAAAACCUUGGUGGUAGUCGAGGAGGAAGUAAAUCACCAGAAGCAUUACGACAAAUGCUAUCAAACGUUAUGCAACAUGGAGAUAAAGCCCAGUUAGAAAGUGCAGUAAACGAAUGUGUAGCAGCUGGACUGCAAGAACUAGACACAGAUGUGCAGAAAGCAAGAGAAUUACUCCACGACUUACGUGAGAAGCACCAACCAGGUUCGAGAUCGCCCGUUUCCUUACGUAAUGAACUAAAGAAAGCAACCAAAGAAAGAAACAGGCCACUGCUUGAGAAACUAAUCCGCGAAUGUGAAGAAGCCAAAUAUCCAGAACUGAGUUCUGAUUUACGGCAAGCCAGAGAUACUCUGAAGAGCCUGAGUGGAGAAUGUGGAGGAACAAUAUCUGCAGAUAUGUUAAGAGACAAACUUGAAGAUGCAAUGAAAACUAAAGAUAAAAGUGAAUUGGAUAGAGUUAUCCAAGAAAGUGUAGCAGCCGGCAUGCCAGGACUGGAUGUUGAUAUACAACAAGCAAGACGUGUAUCAGAUAUUCUUGGUGGUGGCUCUGGAGAUGUAGUACCUUCAGAUACAUUGCAGAGUCAGUUGGCUCGUGCUAUUCGUCAGAAAGAUAUUGGUGAACUGCAGAAAGCCAUUGCAGACAGUGAAGAAGCUGGUUAUCCAGAACUAGCAGCUGAUCUUUGUAAAGCUAGGGAUACUCUAGAGUCUCUUGGUGGUGGUCGUGGAGGAAAUAAAACACCUGACUCUCUGCGAACCAAUCUCAGAAACGCAAUGAGGGAAGGUGACAAAGGCAAAUUAGACAGAGUAAUUAAUGAAUGUGUCACUGCUGGACUGCCAGAACUAGAUUCUGACAUAGAACGUGCAAGAAAUGUUCUUGAAGAUAUGAGACAAAACAGUACAGAACCAAAACCGUCUGAGAUACUACGAGACGAGAUAGCACAAGCCAUUGCAGAAAGAGACAAGUAUUCCUUGGAAAAACUAAUAUCUGAGUGUGAGAAAUCACUCUAUCCAGAACUGGGUAGAGAUCUUAGUGCCGCUCGUGAUGCUUUAGAAAGUUUAGGGUAUGGUCGAGGAGGAAGUAUAUCGCCAUUCGCGUUGCGUGAAAAUCUGAAAGCUGUUAUGAAAUCAAAUGAUAAAAGACAUUUGGAUAAAACUAUCAGAAAUUGUGUAGCUGCCGGUAUGACAGAGUUAGAAGCCGAUAUACAACAAGCUCGAAGUGUAUCAGAUAUUCUUGGAGGUGGCAGUGGAGAAGUUAAAAGUCCAGCUGCUUUACUCAAUCAGUUAGCAAAAGCUAUUAAACAAAAAGAUGUUCCAGAACUGAGUAAAAUCAUUGCUGAAUGUGAAAUACUUGGUUACCCAGAAUUGAAUUCAGAAUUGCGGAGAGCUCGUAUUAACCUAGAAGAUUUAGGUGGCGGGGAUGGAGGAGUUAUUUCAGUUGAUGGUUUACGAGAGAAAAUUGAUCUAGCAAUUAGAGACAAUGACAAAGAAAGACUGGAAGAUGCUAUAAAUGAAUGUAUUAGCGUUGGAAGGCCAGAACUGGAUGCUAGAAUUCAUAGAGCAAGAGAAGUUCUAAAAUCACUUGAAGAAAAUAAGUCAUUAGAAUCAAAAUCACCAGACUCAUUUCGGAGAAGAUUGAAAAGGGCCACAAAGCAGAAGGAUAGAUAUGCAUUGGAAAAGCUAAUCGUAGAAUUGGAAGCAGCAGAGUUUCCAGAACUUGGCUCAGAUCUCCGUAAAGCUAGAAACACGCUCAAAAGCCUCGGAGGAGGUCUUGGAGGAACAAAAUCCGUUGAUUCUCUGCGAGAAAAUUUACGAAGUGCUAUGGAAAGCAAGGAUAAAAAUGCUUUGGCUAAAGCUAUCCGACAAAGUGUCGCUGCUGGUAUGCCAGAACUUGACUCAGACAUACAACAAGCUCGAAGGAUUUCGGAUAUUCUUGCUGGUGGUACUGGAGACAUCAGAACCCCUGAUAAUUUACGGGACCAACUUGAAAUGGCUGGAAAACGAAAAGAUGUGAAAAAAAUACAGGAGGUCAUACAUGAAUGUGAGAAAGCGGAAUAUGCAGAAUUGGGUAAUGACCUUCGGAAAGCUCGGGAUAUAUUAGAGAGACUUGGCGGCGGCCGUGGAGGGACGAAGACGCCUGAAUCACUUCGCCGAAAACUAAAGUCUGCUAUGAAGCAGGGAGAUAAAGAUACAUUGGACAAAGUAAUUCACGAAUGCAUUGCUGCUGGAAUGCCAGAACUAGACGUAGACAUAAGCGUUGCUCGAGACUUAUUGAAAGACGUUAAAAUUUCUCCUCCAAAAGAAAUUAAAUCUCCUGAUGUUUUGCGGAAUCAGUUGGCAAUGGCAGUUCGGCGCAAAGAUAUAGCAACAUUAAAGAAAAUCAUUGUGGAGACUGAAGAUGCCAAAUAUCCAGAACUUGGAAUCGAUCUCUCUAAAGCCAGACAUGCCCUGAAGAGCCUUAGUGGCAGUUGGGGAGGGGUUAAAUCACCUGAAUCUCUUCGUGAACAAUUAAAAGCAGCCCAAACAGGAAGAAAUAAAGAAAAAUUGGAAUACAUUAUCAGCGAAUGUAUUGCGGCAGGUUUUCCAGAAUUAAAUUCUGAUAUCUACCAAGCCAGAAUUGUAUUGAAAGACCUGGAAAUGAAUCCAAAGCAAGAACGUUCUUCUGCUGAUUUUCUACGGGAUGAACUCAAGAAAGCUGCAAAAAGUAGAGACAAAUCUGCUUUGGAACGUAUAAUCGGAGAAUGCGAACAAGUAGCUUACCCUGAAAUUGGCUUUGAUCUUAUGGAAGCUAGAGAAAUUUUAAAAGAAAUGAGUGGAAGUCACGGAGGAAAUCUAUCCAUGAAUACUUUACGUGAAAAGUUGAAGGAUGCAAUAAAAGAAAGAGAUAAAACGACGUUGGAUGAUGUAAUAAGGAAAUGUGUGGCCUCUGGGAUACCGCAAUUACAAGCUGAUAUCCAUCAGGCCAGAAAAGUAUCAGAUAUUCUCGAUGGUGGUACUGGAGACUUGAAAUCUUCAAACAUGUUACGCACACAAUUACAAGAUGCUGUUCGGCAGAAAAGCAUUUCUGAUUUGGAUAACAUUAUUCAAGAGGCGGAAAAUUUAGCAUAUCCAGAAAUUGCCACUGAUCUUCGUCAUGCAAGAGAGACUUUGAAAUAUCUUGGAGGGGGACGUGGAGGAAAACUUUCACCCGACAGUCUUCGGAAAAAAUUAAGAGCUGCAGUUACUCAAGGUAACAAGAAAGAAUUAAGACGUGUCAUUAGUGAUUGCGUUGCUGCUGGAAUGCCAGAGCUAGACAACGAUGUGGAAAAGGCUAGACAAAUUAUGCAAGAUUUAGUUGACUUCAGUGAAGAAGAUGCAAAAACACCAGAAGCUUUGCGUUAUCAACUAAAAAAAGCGGUUAAAGAAAAAGAUGUUUCUUCAUUAAAAAGAUUAAUUCGAAUAUGCGAAGAAGUUUCGUAUCCAGAAUUAGCGAUUGAUUUUCGAAAAGCCAGGGAUACGUUGAAUAGCUUAGGAGAAGGCCUAGGAGGCACUAAAUCAUUUGAAAACCUCCAUGAAAAUCUUAAGGAAGCAAUUAAAAUGAAGGAUGCGCGAUACUUAGAAAAAGUUGUCAGAGAUAGUGUGGUUUCUGGUAUGCCAGGACUCGAAGCUGAUAUUCAAAAGGCCAGGAACAUAUUAGAUAUUCUAGGAGGUGGCAGAGGAGAUCUCAAAACACCGGAUAUUCUACGAGACCAAUUAGAAAUUGCAAUUCGUCGUAAAGAUAUUCCUAGUUUGGAGAAAGUAGUUGCAGAAUGUGAAACUCUAGGCUACCCUGAACUCGCUACAGAUUUGCGAAAGGCAAGAAAUAUUUUGGAAAGCCUUGGAAGAGGUCGAGGAGGCUUGAAAUCUCCAGAAAUGAUGCAAAAACGCUUAGAGCUAGCAAUGAAAGAUAGAGACAAAGAAAAGCUAGAAGCUGUUAUUGAUGAAUGUGUAGCUGCAGGCAUGCCAGAAUUGGACUUGUUGAUAAUCCAGGCUAGAGAUACACUAGAAAACAUGGAAGAAUAUCCCCAAACAGGAUCCAGAUCACCUGAGACAUUACGCAACCAGCUUAAGAAAGCAACUAAGCAGCGUGACAAAUCCGCAUUAGACAGAAUUAUCGUCGAGUGUGAAAAUGCAGGAUAUCCUGAGUUGGGGCUUGAUCUCCUGAAAGCUAGAAGCACGCUGGAGAAUUUAGGUGGAGGUCGUGGAGGAACACUGACACCUGAGUCUUUACGAGAAAAAUUGUGGGAGGCAGUUGCUACAAUGGAUCAAGACGAAUUGGACAAUGUAAUAAUGGAGUGUAUAGCUGCAGGUCUGCCAGAACUGGAUGCUGAUAUAGAAAAGGCUCGGAAAAUCUCUCAGGAUUUAGAAAUGCAACGACACAGAGACAUACAAUCUCCAGAUUCAUUGCGAAAGCAACUGGCACUUGCAAUGAAACAAAAAGAUGCCAGUCGCCUUGAAAAACUAAUUGAUGAAUGUGAGGAAACAAGUUACCCUGAAUUAGGUUCUGAUUUACGCAAAGCCAGAAUUACGUUGGAAAGUUUAGGUGGAGGACGUGGAGGAACAAUGUCACCUGAUUAUCUACGAGACAAACUAAAGUCUGCAAUGGAGACUAAAGACAAAGAAGCUUUGGACAAAGCUAUUCGCACGAGUAUUGCAGCAGGAAUGCCUGAUUUGGAAGUUGAUAUACAAGAAGCUAGACGAAUGUCAGAUAUCCUAGCUGGUGGUGAUGGAGAGAGAGAAUGUCCAUUUUAUUUACGAGAUAAUUUGGCCAAAGCUAUCCGAUGCAAAGAUCCACAGGCGUUGAAUGAUGCUAUCAAAAGGUGUGAAGAAGCCGGAUAUCCAGAACUUGGUUCGGAUGUUCGUAAAGCAAGGGAUGUUCUUGAAAGUCUUGGAGGUGGUCGUGGAGGAACAAAAUCUCCUCUUCAACUAGAAGAAAAUUUAAUAACUGCUAUGAACGCGGGAGACAAGGAAAAAUUAGAAAGUGCCAUAAAUGAAUGCAUCGCUGCUGGAAUGCCUGAACUUGACAACACUAUAACUGAAGCUAGAAACAUUCUAGGUGCAUUAAAGGAAUCGGAGGAAAGAGGAUCAAUGUGUCCAGAAACCUUAAGGAAAAAACUAAAUGAUGCAAUGAAAUUAAAAGAUAAAAUUACUUUGAAUAAAGCCAUUCGCGAGUGUGUGAUUGCUGGAUUUCCCGAAAUGGAUGCUGACAUACAACAAGCCAGAGAUCUAUCAGAUAAACUUGGUGGUGGCACAGGAGACAAAAAGUCUCCAAUUUUUCUCCGCAACCAAUUAUUAAGAGACAUGAGAAAGAAAGAUCCUGAAAAUUUGAAAAAAUCCAUACAAGAAUGUGAGGAAGCCGGAUACCCUGAAUUGGCAUCUGACCUCCGUAAAGCAAGAGAUGCCCUCGAAAGUCUCGGAGGUGGUCGUGGAGGAAUAUUAUCCCCUUUCGCCCUUCGUGAAGAACUGCAAAAAGCAGUUAUGGAAGGCAACAUAGAAGAUAUUGAGGAAAUUCUUGAUAAAUGCAUUGCUGCUGGAAUGCUGGAAUUGGACUCUGAUAUAGAAUAUGCCAGAAGCAAACUGGAUGAGCGACGAAAAUAUGAAGCUUCUCCAGAUACAUUACGUAGAGAAUUACAGAAAGCAAUUGAAGCUAGAAACAUGGCUGCUUUGGAGAAAGUUAUUAGUCAAUGUGAAGAUGCCGGUCAUCCAGAAUUGAAUUCUGAUUUGCGAGAUGCAAAAGAUAUUCUAGAGAGCUUGAGUGAUGGUCGUGGAGGAUCGACGACACCCGAUUCUUUGCGUAACCAGUUAAAACGUGCUGUCACCCAGAAGAACAAAGCAAAUUUGGAAAAAGCUAUUCACGAUGCUGAAGCUGCUGGUUAUCCAGAACUUGCUUACGAUCUCCGAAAAGCUAGGGAAACUCUUGAAAAACUUGGUGGUGGUCGAGGUGGUAUAAAAACUCCUGAAUCAGUCCGCGAAGCAUUGAAAUAUGCUAUGAAAGAAGCAGAUGAACCAGCAUUGGAACGAGCUAUCAAAGACGCUACGGCUGCUGGUUUUCCAGAACUGGCAUCUGAUGUACAAAAAGCUCGUGAUAAAUUGGACCUUCUGAGAGGCGGACGUGGAGCUACAAAAUCUGCUGAAUCUCUGAAAAAAAUGCUCCAUGAUGCUGUUGCUAUGAAGAACAAAUCAGCUCUUGAACAAGCUAUCAAGGAAUGUGAAGCUGCAGCUUACCCCGAGUUAUCAUAUGACCUUAGAGAAGCCAGAGAUGCACUUGAAAAUAUAGGCGGCGGUCGUGGAGGUUCAAAGUCUCCAGAUAUUUUGCGGAACAAACUUAAAUCUGCCAUAAGACAAAAGGAUCCUAAUGCUAUUGAAAAAGCUAUCAGCGAAUGUGUUGCUGCUGGGCAUCCAGAACUGACGGGAGAUAUCCAGCAAGCAAGAGAUACUUUAAAUAGUAUCGGAGGUGUACAUAAAGCUCCAAAAUCUCCAUCUGUCUUGCGUGAUCAACUAGACCAUGCUGUUAAACAGAAAGAUAUUAUUGGUCUUGAACGUGCUAUUGCUGAAGCUGAAGCAGCCAAGUCUCCAGAAUUAAGCAGUAACAUAAAGCAAGCCAGAGACCUUCUCGAUUCUUUGGAUGGUGGUAGCAGAUCAAGAAGCUUGUCACCCGAGCAGGUUGGUACUUUGCUCGACCAAAUAAAUACAUCAAUAAUUCAUAAGGACAAACCUAAGUUGGAGAAAGCAAUUGCUGAUGCUGAGCCUUAUAGACAUCCUGAUCUGGAACCUCAAAUUCAGAAAGCCAGACCAUUGUUGGAUGCUUUGAAUAUUAAAGACAAACUCGAAAGUGCUUUCUUGACCGACAACCAGGAUGAUAUUCGACGAUGUGUUAUAGAGAUUGAACAAAAAAAUCUCACCGACUAUUUAUCUAUUGAAGUGAAUGAGGCUCGAAGCAGGAUCCGCGGUUAUGCAGCCCCUGAUCCCAGUGCCUUUCUCAAUCGUGACGAUGUCAGCAUUGACUCAAGAACUAGUUCUAGAAUGGGUUGGUACAUGCGUUCGGCUGGUUUCUCUCAUGAUCUUCUCAUUAGUGCAUUGGUGGUCCUUGGCGAAUAUGAAAGACAUUCUGAGUCACAGGCAUGGAGAAAUUAUCAGCAUUUCUUUGACAUUUCCAAUUCAGACGGCUCCAGUCGUCGUGUGCUUGGUUUUGACAUAGAUCAAAUUUACCAAAACCUGUCUGCCAGAGCUGAUGAAAUACUCACCCGUAACUCAACUGACGAAGUUCAGUUGCUGAACAGAAGCGGACAAAUGUCUUAUUCUUGGAGUCGUUCUUUGAACGAACAAAUGAGAGCAUAUUUCCAUAACCUCAAUGGUACUAUGGGCGGUGGAGAAAGCAGUUUCGGAGAAACUCACAGUAUGUCGCAAAUGUCGGGCACAAGCAGGACAGACUAUCGUCUCAAGAGAAUCGUCUCAAGGAAGUGAUAACACUAAUGCCCAUCGGCCUGCAACUGAGAGGCAUUCAACUACUACUACAGUUCGAUCUGUUAACCGAUCCGGUCCGACUACUUUCUUUCAAAGAAAAUACUAAGCAAAUUACGGCACUGAUUCAACUGGGAAAUGAAACCUUUUUGUUGUUCUUUUAAUUUUGGUUUUCUAUAUUCACAAUGAUAGCAAGUACAAGGAAUAUAUAUUAUUUGAACUAAUAUAACUUUUAUAUUCUCUUUUUUACCUUUUGCAUAUGUAAAGGUAUAACUUUUUACUAAGCAUUUAACCGCAUUCCUUAAAAUAUAUUCAGAUCUACCAUAUCAGUUCAUAUAUAAAGAGAAAGAAGCGAAAGCCUACUUUCUCAUAUAAGCUAUAGAGAAGAUAAGUAUUUCUAAAUUUGUUUUAGUAAUAGAUAAUAUUUCGAUUGUUGAAAAUAAAUAUUAAAAUUUCAGAUUGUUUGGUUUAGAAUUUUUGCAGUUUUCGCACUUCAAAUAGUUAAAGUUUCGUAAUAUUUUAUAUAUUUCAUAUGUAAAUGGCUUAUGCCUAAUCUGACAGCAGUUACGCAAAGAAGCAGACUAGAAUAAUUUAAAACAAUAGUAUACGUUUCUCUUAUUUUAACAAACUUACUGUUGUGAUAAAAAUGAUUGUAGAUACUGUUUCAAUAUCACAAAUUAUUUGAAAGAAGGAAAACUCUUGAACUGAAAUUAUUUGAUGGUUAUUGAACAGAUAUGGUAGAUUUUUAUAUUAAUCAUAAUUAUUAUAAUAAAUGAUUUAAAUUACAAUUAUUAUAUACCGAAUAUACUAUUUUAAGCCUUCAACAUUUAUAUUUGUUUUCCAUUUAUUUGCUCAAUUUAUAAAAGUGCCUUCUCUGAAUAAAGUUAAACCUGUAUUCUUUAAGAAAAA
Octopus bimaculoides (California two-spot octopus) is the source of this 17112-nucleotide messenger RNA. RefSeq lists its product as uncharacterized. The record is from RefSeq and is a predicted model, not a curated record. NCBI's taxonomy places the organism in Eukaryota, Metazoa, Mollusca, Cephalopoda, Octopoda, Octopodidae.